Molecule: messenger RNA, 9391 nt
Organism: Labrus mixtus (cuckoo wrasse)
Lineage: Eukaryota; Metazoa; Chordata; Actinopteri; Labriformes; Labridae
Product: rho GTPase-activating protein 23-like
Exons: 24
Coding region: 1257-6044 (1595 amino acids)
Biological process (GO): signal transduction
Molecular function (GO): protein binding
Source: RefSeq, a predicted model, not a curated record
CCUCUUGAUGCUGACUGCAGCAUCAUCCUCCGGUUUGUGAGUCUUAAAGGAGGAGACAGAGAGACCCGGCAAACACAGAGAAGGAGAGAGAGUAACAGUGCUUUCUGCUCCACCAAAAGGCUGGACUGUGCAGCAGAGGGAUGAGAGGAAUGUGACUGAGAGAGAGAGAGAGAGAGAGAGAGAGAGCGAGAGAGAGAGGGUGCAGGGAUGUCAGCAAAUAGACCCAGGGGAGAAAGAGAGAGAAUGAAUAGAGAGAGAGAGAGGGCAUGGUCGAGCGGAGAGAGAACUAUACUUAGACAGCAAUAAAGAUAGUCAGCCUCAGCCAACGCUGCACUAAAGUGCCAGCAUGGAGGGGGACACACUGGAUCUCUGAGCGGCAGCAUGGGAUUGAAUCCAAUUUUAAAAUCUGGUCCGACAACGAAACACCUUUUCAGUCCAACUGGUCCAGGAAGAGAAUCGAACCGGUCUUGGAUGGAUCUGCUUCAUAAAUCACGAGGGAAGCACAAAAUAUAAGCGACAAGAAAACUACCUACUUCUUCAGAGAAGCGAGUGAUUGGCUGGUCUGACACAGAAACAGUUCAGCUUUGAAGAGGACCGGUUUAAAUCUAAGAGGUCUCACAGCUAAUACAACAAUCAGGGUUGUCCUGGGAGUAACGGUCUGGACGUGAGGAUGCUACGGAAGCCGCAGAAUUCCUCAUCGGUCACUUUGAACUGGACUGAAUGAAAAGUGGACGAGCACGAGAAGAGGUCGAGAUUUGUUAAGAUUUUCCUGGUGAUCCCAAAAGAUGUAGACCAAAAGAUGAGGACUAGCCCGAGGAAACAUUGGAGAAAACUGGAUGAAAUAUGAUGAGUUUGGUCUUGUCCAAUCAGAGCUUUUCCUUGUUUUGGACUGGAUCGUCAUGGCUUGACCACGAAGCUCUGAGACGCAUGAAUCAUGAUCUAAUGAGCUGCCCAAAGGGAGAUACACAUGAAUGAUGAAGCUGAAUCUGUGGAGGAUCCAAGGAUUACAAAUUUGUGCGUUUAAGACUUGGGGACUUGCCUUCAGAGGGUUGAUUGUGAGACUUGAGUGGUAGACGUGCGUGUGUUUCUUUACCCUCGGCUGUAACUUCUGCCGUGAUGCACGAGGCAGGGAUCUGGACGAGGUGAUCGGAUAUCUCGCCCGUGGGUUCAGCAGCCCUGUAACCCCACUCAGAGGUUUUUGUUAGUGUGCGUUCGCAUGCACAGACGGUUCAUGUGCGUACGGAUGUUGAGGUGCUAUGCUGAGGGUGUCGGGUGUUGCUCCAGCUCCGUCGGGCCACGAGUGGCGUUUUCAGUGCUCUGUCGGGGUGGACUGUAGCGACGCUGAACCUCGCUGUAUCUGGCUGGCAGUUUUAAGGGGGAUCUCACCUCGUGCCUCACCUCGGCCGACCCCCAUAGCUUCACCAAGGAGACGGGGCUCCCGGAGGAUCAUACAGCGCCAUCGCUUAACCUGGGCUAAAGGGCGGAGAGAUGGCAUGGUGGCAUCCAAUGAAAUCAGGCGUCGUCCGCUGUCGUCGGGUGAGGUGGAGGGCGUGUCGUGGCAGGGCCCGCGCACCAUCUUUGUCCAGAAGAACUUGCAGGGAUUUGGCUUCACUCUGCGUCACUUCAUCGUCUACCCACCAGAGUCGUCGCUCCACAGCCUCAAGGAUGAAGAGAAUGGAAAUGCGACUGGAAAAGCAGGUUGUCAGCAGGCUCGUUUGGAGCCGAUGGACACCAUCUUUGUUAAGAGUGUCAAAGACAGUGGGCCCGCCCAAGAAGCUGGGCUGCGUACAGGGGACAGAUUGGUGAAGGUGAACGGGGAGAGCAUCCUAGGUAAAACCUACUCUCAAGUGAUCGCGCUCAUCCAGAACAGUGAAAACAUUCUGGAGCUUUCCAUUAUGCCAAAAGACGAGGAUGUGUUGCAGUUGGUAAGUGCGUACUCCCAGGAUGCCUACCUUAAAGGCAAUGAGCCAUAUUCAGGUGUGGCCCAGAACCUCCCCGAGCCCCCACCUCUCUGUUACCCCACCACAAAGACCAGCCCCGCUGCGCCCCCGCCCAGCGACGGCCUACACACUCCCCUGGACAAUUGGCAGUGCCGACCCGGCCCCACCACAUCCCCGCUGGACAACCGGCCCCCUAAUGUUUCUCCCCCCACCUCCGGCUGGUCCGGGGGUCCCGAGGAUUCCAGUGCUUACUUUGCUCCGUCGGGUCGGCACCGCGUCCGCUCCUCCUCGGCCAUCAGUGCGCUGGACUUUCACUUCGCUAACCACAACGCUGCAAUCGCCUCUGCAACCCUGCCUGCGCCACGGAAGAGCAGCAUGCCGGCAUCUUCCCGCACUCGAGCUGAUGCCCUCUGUCACCAGGCUCUGUCGGACUGGUACUACAGCCAGGCUGAGGCUGCCGAGUCUAUGUCUCCUCGCCAUCGCAGUAUAUCUCAGGACCGUUUGGCAGAACUAGGGCUGGGUUUGGCUCUCGGCCCCGGACCUGCACCUGCUCCCACGAUCUCUGCUGAGCAACGCAGAAGAGAAACCCUCCUGUACCACCACCAGACGGCCGCUGCUUCCCAUGAUUCAUAUUGGUUAGGGGGCUGGGGUGGGGUAUCAGGACCAGGCAGCAGGUCGUGCUCUGAGAACCUGCUGGCAGCAUACGCUGAGUACGAGCAUAACUACGGGCGCUCUGUGGAAACACUCGCACAAGCCUCUGCUCUGGUCUCAUCACGCUACGAUCACUCCUCACAAGGAUCCCAAACCGAAAAAUUCAAUGAGCAGAAAGACCAGAGAGUCCCAGCAGGGCAUCAGCACCAAACCGCAGUGACGAGCCCCAUCACAGCCGCCUCCACCGCAUCUCCUAGUGGCAGACAGCCAGGUCAACAGGUGGCUGAACCCCAAACCAGAAGAGUAAAAGGUGAAGAGUUGGUGGGCUACCAAAGCUACAGCCCUUCUUUCUCACGUAAAGCCGGCCACCUCCUCCAGCAGGCUCACUCCUUCAGAGAGCCCGGCUACAGCGGGCCCCACCUCAACUGGAGCCCUGGCAGCAGAAAUGAUGGUGGGAUGGUACCCAGGCCUCAGUCGACCCCCGCCCUGUCUGCGUCAGAGGAGGAGAGAGCCCGACUCGGUGAGGACAGGGAGGUCAUCUCCCCCAUCUCCCUCAAUCAAGAGGUGGUGUUGAGGCAGAAGCCGCCGUCAGGCCGUCGUACCCCGGUUCAGGCCCUCCGACAUCCUCACUAUGCCUCACCUGUGGAGUCACCUGAGCCCCCUGCUUUGAUACCCUCACCAGGGACGCCCUCUCCAGUCUCUGGGCCCGGCCCCAACCGUAGGGCUAAUGGUAGCCUGGCACAGCAUGCAUUCAACUCCCUGUCCUCUAUUCCCUUCAUAGAUGAACCCGCCAAUCCUAGCAUUGACCCUCAGGCCUGCUAUGUGCCAGCCUGCUCUGUGGUGUCCAGUUCCCAGGCCUCCAUCCUCACUACCACCUCUGUCUCCCCCACCCUCACAUCCAUCACUCCCAUUGUUCGACUUCGUUCUCAGGACUGCAGAAGUAUUAAAGGCCGUCGCUCCUCGUACCUGCUGGCCAUCACAACAGAGAGAUCCAAGUCCUGUGACGAGGGUCUGAACAACUUCAAAGAAGAAAACAGAGUCUUCUCUAAACUACCAAAAAGAGUCAAGAGCUUUUUCACUGAUGGGUCUCUGGAGAGCCUGCGAGCCCAGGAGGAGGCGCGGUCAAAGCGUCACUCCACCUCUGAGCUGGGAACCAUCACCUUCAGUGACGUUCGUAAGGAGGGCUGGCUGCACUACAAACAGAUCCUCACGGAGAAGGGGAAGAAAGUAGGAGGUGGCAUGCGGCCGUGGAAGCGCGUCUUCUCCGUGCUGCGUUCCCAUUCCCUCUUCCUCUACAAGGACAAGCGGGAGGCCGUUCUUCACGGUGCGGGGGCGGGGCCAGGUCAGGACGAGCAUCCUCCAAUCAGCAUCCGGGGCUGCCUAAUCGACAUCGCCUACAGUGAAACCAAACGUAAGAACACGCUCAGGCUGACCACGCAGGACUUCUGCGAGUACCUGCUGCAGGCCGAGGACCGGGAAGACAUGCUGGUGUGGAUCAGGGUCAUCCGGGAGAACAGCAAGACCGACAACGAGGAGAUCGGUUUCUCAAGACAAGCCCUCAUCAACAAGAAGAUGAACGACUACAGGAAACACAGUCUGACAGGUAGUAAGCCCGACUCCUCUCCCAGAGCUCAUCGUAUGAUGCCUCCCUUCCUACUGGCAAAGACUGACAACACCUCAGUGAACCGAACCUCCAGAACGGAUGACAACAAAGCUCUGUGGGGCAUCAACAUCAUGAAGAAGGCGAAGAAGACGGGCAGUCCGAAGGCUUUUGGCGUGCGACUAGAGGACUGUCAGCCAGCUGUCAAUCAUAAAUUUGUCCCUCUGAUCGUGGAGAUGUGCUGUGGUGUGGUGGAGACCACAGGUUUGGAUUACACCGGUAUCUACCGGGUGCCGGGGAACAACGCCAUGGUGUCCAACCUGCAGGAGCAUCUCAACAAAGGCCUGGACAUCAACACUGCUGAGGAGAGAUGGCAGGACCUGAAUGUGAUCAGCAGCCUGCUCAAAUCCUUCUUCCGAAAACUUCCCGAGCCGCUGUUUACUGACGACAAAUACAAUGACUUCAUUGAUGCCAACCGGAUAGAGGACGCAGAGGAUCGACUGAAGACCAUGAAGAAACUGAUCCAUGACCUCCCUGAUCACUAUUAUCACACCAUGAAGUUCCUGGUGGGGCACUUAAAGAGGGUGGCAGAUAAUGCAGAGAAGAACAAGAUGGAGCCCAGAAACCUGGCUCUGGUGUUUGGUCCCACUCUGGUCAGGACAUCAGAGGACAACAUGACCGACAUGGUCACACACAUGCCCGACCGCUACAAAAUAGUGGAGACACUGAUCCUGCAUCACGACUGGUUCUUCAGUAACAGAGACUUUGAUAAAGAGGAGAAGGCCCCGGAGGAUAAGCGGGACAUGCAGCCUGUACCCAAUAUUGACCAUCUGCUGUCCAACAUUGGAAGGCCGGGUAUGCCAGGAGAGGCUUCAGAUUCCACCACCAGCGAUUCUCUUAAGUCAAAGCUUUCAUCAGGCUCCAAGAAAGACCUGAAUGCCAGGGACUUCCUGCCAAUGUCCCUCAUCUCUGCUGUGACCCGCAAGCGAAAAAAAUGCCUCAGUACCCACCUGCAGGGCAGCAGCACUGACGAGGACUCCGAGCACGAGCCAGUCAAAGCCAGCAACUAUGGGGCUGGAGAAGGAGGGGGAGGGGAGGAGGAGCAGGAGAGAGGAGAGGAAGAGGCAGAGAAGGAAGAACUUUUAAUUCUUAAAAAAGAAAAACAUGAGGGAAAGGAAAAUGGGGUGAAAGCUGAAGAGACCACAGAGGGAAAAGAUUCAUUGGUGGGAGAAGAAGUAGCUGAAAAGGAUCUUAGGAACAGAAAAGGAAAGAGAGAACAAAGUUUUACCUGCUUGUACCAACAGACCCAUGCCUCAUAUCCAAGACCCCCACCAGCGACUAAUCCUCCUUCCCAGUUGAGACCUCAUAAUUUAGUCAGAGGACGUCCCACUGUUCCCUUCUGGAUCUGCCCCAACAGGCUUCCCACCCUCUACCAGGCACCCAGCUUUCAUGGGACCCAACAUCCAGACUGGAACCAGUCAGCACCUGUCCGCUAUAGGAAGACCAGAGGGGGGAGAACAAGGGCUGUGUCCAUGAAUCUUGAUGUUGAGUUUGGCAGGGGAGACGACAUAGUCAGAGGAUGGAGGGCAGACAGGGUGGAGGUAAUUCGAGUCAUUGAUGAAACAUCAGGUCAGCAUGGACGUGAUGGGGUUCCUCAGGGAUCAUAUUUGGGUCCUCGGUCGAUUCAACAAAUAGAUCCCCUCCCUCGUCUGCAGAAGGAGGCUCCCCCUUUCUCCUCCUCGUCAGGGUUGAUAGAUCAAAGCCCUGCAGGACCCUCCACUGUGGUUCUGAGGAGAUCCCUGGACCCAAGAGACAAGACGAGAGCGUGGCGCCGUCACACCGUCGUAGUUUAACCCGACUGUUGCAUCUACUAAUGCAGAACCAAGUACUCACCCUUUACUCACACACACUGAAUCGCCUCUGUCUCUGCUUCUGAAGCCACGGUUCAUAUUGCUUCAGAGAUCCCAGUUGGCUGAGGCCUUUUCCUCAUUGCUUUUCAUUGGCACUAAAGUUAAAAAUGUGUUCUUGUUGUUAAAGAAUUGUGCAGAGGGGCGUGUCCAGACUUGAUUGACUGUUCUGAUUUAUGCAGAGGUUGCAUGAAGUAGUAUUGCGCACACAAAUCAAAGAAUAGCAUUUAUUUUCUGCCUCUGCCUCCACUGAACAGAUUUACCUUUCAUAUACAGAUAUCGUAUCCCUAUGUUUAAUACUUUUUUAACGUCAAUCUUACAAGCUUCAGUUUUUUUAAAAGCUUAGCAACUUUGGAAUAGAUGUCUCAAUUUAGUCCUUCCUUAAUGUGCCAACCGAUUACAGCCGUUUUUAGGACUGAUCUCCAUUCUGAUAUGCACACUAAAGAUGAUUCUUUGAUGUAUUUAGAACCAGAGUAUUGUUUUUGGUUUUGAAGAUCUGUUGGUUCUCCUCACUCCUGCGAAGACAGUUUGUGAUUAUGCCUCAAGAAACAGCGUCCCUGAGUAGAUGGGGCCGUCAUCCCCCACAUGGUGGCAGUGCUAACAGUUAGAGAGAAAGGAUUUCAUGUGAAAAAAAACAUCUACAGUAUGAAACAUGUUUGAGCCUCUGAGUGAAUCAUAUACAAGGUGAAGGACGCGUCGUCCCGUCAGUGUGAAUACAGGGGUGUUAACAACAAACCCGGAGGGAGUUUGACGUCACUCUUUUUACAAAGGCAUUACUCAAUUACAUAGUUAAAAGGGAUGUUUUUGAUAUUUGCUAUAUUAAUGAUUAAAAUUACACAUUUAUACCUUUAAGGAAUCAAAAAGAAAUUAGAAUUAAAACAUUUAAAUUAAGGACCAAAAAAUUAUGUGUAGCAUUGAAUUGCAAUUAUAGCCAUUAGCAGUCUGACGCAGCAUAGUUUAAAUAGUUGAUUGAACUUAAGCCCCGCCUCUGAUUAGGCAAUUAGAUAAUCAAGGUGUAGGGUUUUUUGGGUUGGCACCAGGAGUGGCCAAUCAGAUUUGCAGGUGGGACCAUUGCCAUGGCUGGCCAACCUUCUGGACACGCCCCUGAUUGUGCGCACAUGAAGAGAUUUAUUCCAAAACUGAAAACAAAUACAUCAAUCUGUUCUUAGAAAAUUACUGCAAAUGUUAUUUUACAUGUUUUCAUACUACCACUAGGUGGUGACAAAGUAAGGUAUUUUCUAAUUCUAAAAGGAAGCUUUAACACAUAUUUCUUAAACGAUGUUUUGGAAUGAAUCUCUUCAACAAAAGGUUAUAAUAAAAAUUCAUUUAAAUGCCAUAUUAGACAUCACCUCCAGAGCCCAGCAGCUGCUUUCACAAUUAACCAUCACCAGCAAAGACUUCAGCAGUCGUGCCGCCAUGUGAUUUUUUAUUUUUGAAUCCAAACUGACUGACUUUGCUGUACAAAUGCUGGUGUCUUCCCCCACUGGUUUUUACCAAUGAUGUCUUUAACAAAACCCAUGUGGGCACACUUACCUACCAGCCUGAGUACAGCACAGAAAACCUCUCAGCCCUUUACAAGCUCUUCCAAAGCCUCCCGUGGAUCUACAGGGAACGUCAAAGAUCUGCAGGAGCAAAGCAACUCACUCCCUCUCCGGACGAUGUCACUCGGGCGUUAUGCCAAAGCUUCUGUGGACUAAAAAACUGCAUGCAUGGGGUCGGUGACAUAUAAAGAUAUGCAAACCCUAAGUGUUUAACACAAGCCUAUCAUGCUUCCCCUAUGUGUGUGUGUUUGUGUGUGUGAGGGCGUGUGUAUGUUUGAGGAGGAGGGUCAGACUUUUGAGGAUACUAACACUGUUUUUAUCAGAAAGUUUUUAAAGGCAGCUAUGUUAAGUCAUGCCAAAUAAUUUUUUUUCUAUUUGGGUAUAUGUACAUUAUCAGCAGUAUGGAGCCAAAAGACGACCGUGUGCUGCGUUCCUACACAGUCCGGUAUUGACUCUACUCCACUCUGCUUGCUUGGAACUGACACUUCUACUUUCUCGAAGUUUUCCACUAGGGUGUCAGUAAACUAGAAUUUACACACCAGCUCCCCGCCCAGAAACGCCCAGAGUCGACCAAAACAAACCAAAACAUUCAAAUCCAGUCAGAGGACAGAGUCUCUGCAGACACAGUCACCACCACACAUUUAUGGAGGCCCAGAAGGGAUGAUUGAGCAACAUUAGUUUUAUAUAUAUCUAUAUUUUGGGUUUUUUAAGGAAAAAGCUGCUGACUCUCCCAUUAAUGACAACAAAAAUUAAAGUCCUAGGUAACCAAUAUAGCGUAGUUUACAUUUUACCCAAAAUAGUCAUCACUGUCUAAACUGCACACAAACACGGGCAAUUUUGACAGUGUCACCUCCUCUGCGGUAACUUGCGUCUAUGAGACGCCGUAACAAUUUGACGAAAGCCAGUAUUUGCUGCCGUGUGAAUUUCAAUACGUCACCACUGCUCGCUCUCUUUCCCUCACGGAUCAGUGUUCUUUUUAACGUAUACAUGGGAUAAAUAAAGUGGCGAUAUUGAGUGAACAUCUGAAAUUUACUCGUUAUUACAGAAAAAAAAUGUAUGGAGUAAUGUAAGAUUAGGGCUCCUGUAGGCAGGAACAUUACACAGUGUUAACUUUGAAUUUAUUGUAAAUUUGACAACAUAUUUGGGCAUAUUGUCUUGCGAGUGACAUUUCCUGCUGACGGUCAGCAGUGUUUUAUUUGCUUAGCUUACCAGGAACCUUGGCAAAAGUCAUACCAGGAGUAGCAGGUGUAGCCGGGACUGCUGAUGGAAAACUAGAAAAGUCCAGUUCAAAAGAAAGCCGAGUGGAGUGAUGCAAUAGAAAAGAGGCAAUGGAGAACCUAAGCAAUUGGUUACUGCGAGAGAAUCGUCAUGGGAGAGUAUAACCUCCUUAAAUCCAACAACCACUGAGUCUUACCCGAGUGAUAUUUUUGCAUUCUUCCUUUUUCACAGUUUCAGUAUUUCUACUUCCUUCCUGUAACUUUAGUUUUUGUAAAACCGAGUCUGAAGAAACAAGAAUUUGAGCUGAACCGUUGUGACUGCCAAACCCUGUCGUCUGACCAGACUCCAUGUUUGUCUUAAUCAUAUCAGUCUGUCCUCUCUCUCUCUCUCUCUCUCUGUGCCCCUGUGCAUGUUCUUUAUGUACGUGGAUGACUGUGCGUGGACCAAUUUUGUAACAGUUGUACAAAGCCUUGUUAAGUUAACCUGUGUAUAUAAAUGUUAUACAUAAUAUAUUAAAUUAUUUGUUUUGGAAAA